This is a messenger RNA of Paralichthys olivaceus (Japanese flounder), 1004 nucleotides long. RefSeq names its product CD209 antigen-like protein A. Gene Ontology annotation, cellular component: plasma membrane; cell surface. Lineage: Eukaryota; Metazoa; Chordata; Actinopteri; Pleuronectiformes; Paralichthyidae. Gene Ontology annotation, molecular function: signaling receptor activity. The record is from RefSeq and is a predicted model, not a curated record. Gene Ontology annotation, biological process: regulation of natural killer cell mediated cytotoxicity.
UUUAGUUCUGUCACACAUCAACAUGUCUGCAGAAAGUCAACAUGUGUCGGGUUUCAGUAUGAAAUAUGUCAGACGAGCUGAAGACGACCGGAGACGUGAGGUGGAGAUGUUUGACGCUGGAGACCAGACGACUGAUGAAUCACGGAGUGAGAAGAAGCCUCGGGCUGCGAGGAGAAGCUGCUCCACACUGGCUCUGUCUGUGCUGUAUCUUCUCAUCUUGUCCGGGAUCACAACUCGCUAUGUUUUAGUCACUCUGGAAAAAGACGAGCUGCAGAACCGAUACGACGAACUGAAAGACACUUUCAACGCUCUGCGAGCCAACGUCAGUGAGUUAGAGAGCAGCUACCAAACUCUGAGUAAAAGCCACAGCCAGUCACAGAAGCUGGUGAAGAGGCUGAGGGAAACUUCUCCAGAGAGUCUGUGUCCUCGCCGCUGGAUCAGAUCUGGAUGCAGCUGCUACUUUCAGUCCUCUGAGGAGAAAAGUUGGUUCCAGGGUCGAGUCGACUGUCACACGAGAGGAGCUCAACUGGUCGUCAUCAACAGUCCAGAGGAGCAGGAGUUUGUCUCAAAGCUGAGUUUGAACCGAGGGUCCUGGAUCGGCCUGAGAGCUCAGUCCACGCUCUCAGGGGCGACGUGGAAGUGGGUGGACGGAUCCUCGCUGACACAGACCUUCGUGGCGACAGAUGGUUUGAAGGAGCCGAUCAGAUCUUCUGUAGUUUUCUGUGAUCCUCGUGGGACAUGGACACAAAGUGACGAGAACUUCAAAACGACCUGGAUCUGUGAGAAACCCAUUUCCUUCUGUUGCUGACGGACGGUUCUGUGAUGUCGGAACCGACCGGCUGGAGACGAUGAGACACCGGGCUUCUCAUCCUCUUUGCUUUUGUACUGAACUAUUUAUUCUGAGAUAAUCUUGAUUUCAAAGAUCCUCUCGUUCUCUACGAUGAAUACACGGAGACGUGAGCCUGUCGCUGUAUCGUCUGUGUGAUUGUGAAUAAAGUUCUGCA